AUGAGGCAUACCAGAUAUGAUGACUAUCACCAAAGGCGGAAUGAAAGGAGGCCAGAGUCCAGAUCGUUUAAGCCCUAUUAUAAACCCUUUCCCCGCAAUCCAAGCAGAAUAAAAAAACCAUAUGAUCGCCAGUCGACCAGAGCUGAAAAUAGGUCAUUCAGAUCAAACCAAUUCAAGAUUCCAGAGUACAACCUUAACGUCGAACCAGCUCAGGUCGUGGCAAUCAUGAAAGGAACAGGACCUACCGUGAAGUGGCUAACCAAGCUCAAUCCCGACGUGAAGAGGGACAUGACCAAGUGGUGUGAAUUUCACGACGACCAUGGUCAUAAUACCGUUGAUUGCAUCACCCUAAGAUUGGAAGUUGCAGUACUAUUGAAGAGGAGACAUCUCCAGGACCUGUUGAUCGAUAAAAGGAAGAAUAUAGUCGGCCAAAAAAACUCGAAAGAAACAUCUCCCGCUCCAUGGGAACCGACACCAAAGGGGUUUUGCUUCAUUAUCUCGGGAGGGUCAAAAAUUAGUAGGGUGAGUUAUUCCUCAGCCAAAUGCUAUGCCCGAGCCAACAAUCACCUAGAAGUCCGGUCCAUUCAUUCAUCCCCUUGGACGCAUACCAACCAAAUCAUUCAGUUUGAAGAUGACGAGUCAAUUACCUUAGUCAUCCCUCAUCACGAUGCUCUGGUCAUCUCCCUCCAAAUCACCAACAUCCUGGUCAAGAGAGUAUUCGUAGAUAGGAGGUCAUCGGCAAACAUCCUCUUCCUUGAAGUAGUGAAGGCCAUAAGACUAGAUGAAUCAAACAUUAAUAGACGGCCAACCAUCCUAGUCGAGUUCAGUUCUAAGCAGAAGUACACCAUUGGUGAAAUCGUCUUACCUGUCUACGCCAAUGGAAUCAACAAGCAAACCAGUUUCCUAAUACUUGAUUGCCCUUCACCGUACGUCAUAUUGGGUUGA
This is a messenger RNA of Pistacia vera, 945 nucleotides long. RefSeq lists its product as uncharacterized. The record is from RefSeq and is a predicted model, not a curated record. Lineage: Eukaryota; Viridiplantae; Streptophyta; Magnoliopsida; Sapindales; Anacardiaceae. The coding region runs from base 1 to 945 and encodes 314 amino acids. The transcript has a single exon.